Messenger RNA from Linum tenue, 1497 nucleotides. NCBI's taxonomy places the organism in Eukaryota, Viridiplantae, Streptophyta, Magnoliopsida, Malpighiales, Linaceae. The record is from the annotation of a GenBank genome assembly.
AAGCAGUUUGACUGCCGAAUGGCAGAGAGAGAGAGAGAGAGAGUUCAUGAUCACGAAAUCACGAUCCCUUUCCACUGAAACAAACAAACUAAAAAAAAAAUCCGUUGCGAGAGAUUCGAUCAUACACAGUUCCUUUCUCCCCCGAUUCCACCCUUUUUUUUGGUUGUGUCUUUUCUGUUCUCGGGAUCUUGACGAAUUCCAUUUCUCCAGCCGAGAAUCAGAAUGGUGGGAGAAACUGUUUAAAAAAAAACAAACCGCGUGAAGUUGGAUUGAGUUCCGGCAGCCAGCCAAUGUCGAGGAGGCCGGGAAAUCCAUCCCGUCGGUACGGUGAUAGCGGCAGCGGCGGCGGCGCUCUUUUCAGUUCCAAGUCCCGCUCCCCUCCCUUCUUGCCCAUUGCGCUCAUCGUCCUCGGAGGAUUGGCCGUUUUCACAUAUAUCCACUCCGGAGGAUUUGGGGCCAAGAAAUCAGCUUCCAUACGCCUUGAAGAUGACAGUUCAUGCACGGGAGAGCUGCACAGGGCGAUGCCAGUACUGCGGAAGGCAUACGGUGACAUAAUGCACAGAGUGAUGCACGUCGGGCCUGAUACUUGUUCAGUGGUUUCCACUUUGCUGAAAGAUGAGGAAACUGAGGCGUGGGGCGUGGAGCCUUACGAUCUGGAGGAUGCGGAUGUGAACUGCCGAGCCCUUGUUAGGAAAGGCUUUGUCCGCGUUGCUGAUAUCAAGUUCCCACUUCCUUACAGGCCCAAAUCGUUCUCCCUUGUGAUUGUAUCAGAGGCACUGGAUUACCUCUCCCCAAAAUACCUCAACAAGACCAUCCCUGAUUUGGCCAGGGUAUCUACUGAGGGCAUUGUGGCCUUUACAGCUAAUAUGAGCGAUAUACAUACAGGGUUUCCAGGCCAGCGCACAAAUAAAGCAGCUGAUGUGUCGAAAUUCGGCAGGGCGGCUAAAAUGAGGAGUGCCUCUUGGUGGAAGCGAUACUUUGGUGUAACAAACGUAGAGAUAAACGAAGCAGCAACCAACAAGUUCGAGCAAGCUGCUGCCAAAAUGUCUUACACCCCAAGUUGCCAAAUCUUCCACCUCAAAGCAUACAGUUGAAUGCUUUAGCAAAUCUAGUUUCGCAGUUCGAUUUUCUCUUAUACUUUAGGUUAUCUUUCUGGAUCGGAAUGGUCAGUGAUUCAGUGGUCAAAAAGUUUUUUGGUAGGAUGAAUUUAAAUGAUCGGGAACUUCUUUACAGCCAUUCUAGAUCCCGUACUCAGACAAUUUCACAUUAUUUGUCGUUUGAUUAACCGAUAUUCAAUCAAGUUUUGAGUAUAGCAUUUAUCCUAAAUGUUGGGACAUAUAUAGUUGGCCGGCGCGGGUCACAUUUUCUUCUCCAGGACCAGGAGGAUGUUAACGUGACCUCUGUCCUUUUACUCCCUAUGGCAUAAAUGACACCUUGGCCAAUUAUUAAGUCCUAUACGAGAGGCUCUUCUUUUGUUUGCCGAGACUUGUGUUCUGU